GGAAGCUCGAGUUUAAUAAUAAAUAACGCUCCUGUCACCAGUUGCAUCUGACCCCCCCAUUCCCAUUCAACCUCUCAAACUUCAAUUCACACUCCUGUGUUGCUGAUCUCAGCCUCAUUAUUUACGCUUCAAAAAUCCUUCGUGCGCUGUUGACAUAGAGAGUGCGCCCACCAGCUCCAACAAGCAGAACACACCGAAGAUCAACCCUUCCGAAAAUCAACCGUUGAUACUCUGUACAUUUUAAAAGAUGGCGUCAUUCAAGAGCUCUCUCCCGACUCACCUGAAGCCUUCAUCGGCGCUUGGGGGCGGGAGCGAUGGCGGACCAGAUAGCGUCCCUAGACACCAUGGAAAGUCCCAAUCACACGUCGCCUUUGAGAACACAUCCACAUCAAUUGCCGCGAGCCAAAUGCGAAACCACCUCAACAAGCUCUCAGACACCGUUUCCGACGAGCAGGAGAAGAAGCUUUUCGAGACUGAGAUGGACAACUUCUUUGCCCUUUUCCGCAGGUAUUUGAACGAUAAGGCGAAGGGAAGCACUCUCGACUGGGACCGCAUUGCGCCCCCUGCCGAGGGCCAGGUUGUCGACUACAACGACCUUGCCAACUCCGAGUCUGUCUCGUUCUUGAACAAGCUGGCAGUGUUGAAGCUCAAUGGUGGUCUCGGUACCUCCAUGGGAUGUGUUGGCCCCAAGUCGGUCAUCGAGGUCCGCGAUGGAAUGUCGUUCCUCGAUCUCUCCGUUCGCCAGAUCGAAUAUCUCAACCGCACAUACAAGGUCAACGUGCCAUUUGUCCUGAUGAACUCGUUCAACACCGACUCUGACACCGAGAACAUCAUUAAGAAGUACGAGGGCCACAGCAUUGAUAUCAUGACCUUCAACCAGUCGAGGUACCCAAGAGUCCUGAAGGAUUCGCUCCUCCCAGUCCCCAAGUCCUUCGACUCCGCCAUUACCGAUUGGUACCCACCCGGACACGGAGAUGUCUUCGAGUCCCUUUACAACUCUGGCAUCCUCGAUAAGCUGAUUGCUCGCGGUGUCGAGAUUGUCUUCCUCUCCAACGUUGACAACCUGGGAGCUGUUGUAGAUCUCCGCAUCCUCCAGCACAUGGUCGAAACCAAGUCCGAGUACAUCAUGGAGCUGACCGACAAGACCAAGGCUGAUGUCAAGGGUGGAACCAUCAUCGACUACGACGGAUCCGUCCGCCUCCUCGAAAUCGCUCAGGUCCCCAAGGAGCACGUCAACGAAUUCAAGUCCAUCAAGAAGUUCAAGUACUUCAACACCAACAACAUCUGGCUCAACCUCGAGGCCGUCAAGCGCGUCGUCAUGAACAACGAGCUCGAGAUGGAGAUCAUCCCCAACAACAAAUCCAUUCCCGCCGACAAGAAGGGCGAGUCGGACGUCUCCAUCGUCCAGCUCGAGACCGCCGUCGGCGCCGCCAUCCGCCACUUCAAGAACGCCCACGGCGUCAACGUGCCCCGCCGCCGCUUCCUCCCCGUCAAGACCUGCUCCGACCUCCUCCUCGUCAAGUCGGACCUCUACUCCCUCAAGCACGGCCAGCUGCAGAUCGACCCCACCCGCUUCGGCCCCGCCCCGCUGAUCAAGCUCGGCACGGACUUCAAGAAGGUCUCAGACUUCCAGAAGCACAUCCCCAGCAUCCCCAAGAUCCUCGAGCUCGACCAUCUCACCAUCACCGGCGCCGUCAACCUCGGUCGCGGAGUCACCUUCAAGGGGACCGUCAUCAUCGUCGCUACGGAGGGAAGCACCAUUGAUAUUCCCCCGGGAUCCAUCCUCGAGAACGUCGUCGUGCAGGGCUCCCUGAGACUGCUCGAGCAUUAG
Pseudogymnoascus verrucosus is the source of this 1831-nucleotide messenger RNA. RefSeq names its product UTP-glucose-1-phosphate uridylyltransferase (gene UGP1). Gene Ontology annotation, biological process: UDP-alpha-D-glucose metabolic process; glycogen metabolic process. Gene Ontology annotation, molecular function: UTP:glucose-1-phosphate uridylyltransferase activity. The transcript is spliced from 4 exons. Gene Ontology annotation, cellular component: cytoplasm. The coding region runs from base 248 to 1831 and encodes 527 amino acids. The record is from RefSeq and is a predicted model, not a curated record. NCBI's taxonomy places the organism in Eukaryota, Fungi, Ascomycota, Leotiomycetes, Thelebolales, Thelebolaceae.